CUUCACAAACAAAACAUGAAACUGAAAGUAUACAUCCUAGGUGUACUCGUCCUUUUGCUGCGAGUACACGCGCGACCAGAAAAGUGCGAACUUUCCGAUGGUUCUUCUGGUAAUUGCGUUUUGGCGUCGAAAUGUCCAUCUACGGUUGAUCAAAAGCCGAAGAUUUGCGGAUUCCAGGGUUUGGAUUCUAUGGUUUGUUGCGAGAAAUCGGGUAUCGUUUUAAGGAGGAGUCUGGAAUUUUGCGAUGAAACGCAGAUCCGGAAAACAGAUCCUGGUGCCGACGUGCAGCAUGCGAUCGGAAGUGUUAACGCUUUGCCUAGGGAAUUUCUUCAUAUGGCCAGUUUGGGUUAUGGAACUGACGUCGAUAACGUCGUUUGGGCGUGCGGUGGAAGUCUGAUCAGUAAGAAAUUUGUCUUAACAGCGGCGCACUGUGUAUCCAGCAGAGACAUAGGCAACGUAAAAUUUGUUAGAUUAGGUGAUCUGAAUUUAAAGUUGUACAACGAAUCGGCAGAGCCACAGGACUUCCGUGUUGUCAGAACAAUCAAACAUCCGGAUUAUAGAAUACCUUCUAAAUACCAUGACAUAGCUUUGGUCGAAUUGGAUCGCAAAGUACGUCUUUCCCCGUACGUAAAACCAGCAUGUUUGUACACGGAGAAGGAAAGCUCGAAUAAAUCAUUCAUUGCGACGGGUUGGGGAAAUCUGGGCUUCAACGGUGAACCGGCUGUACAUCUGCAGAAAUUGUACAUACAGCAAAAGAACAUCGAUGAAUGCAAGAAGUACUUCGAGGCGAACACUCGUAGUCUAAGCAAAGGCAUCAUAGAAGACAUGCACAUUUGCGCUGGAGAUAUUAACAAAGACACCUGUCAGGGCGAUUCCGGAGGUCCGCUCCAACAGAGGAACCACAAAUACUUUGAUUCUUGGAACAUUCACGGAAUCGUUUCGUUCGGAAAACCUUGCGGCUUGAGCAAAGCACCUGGCGUUUACAUCAGAGUUUCCUAUUACAUCGAUUGGAUUGAAUCAGUUGUAUGGCCCAACUGAAAAUAUGA
Molecule: messenger RNA, 1046 nt
Organism: Nicrophorus vespilloides
Lineage: Eukaryota; Metazoa; Arthropoda; Insecta; Coleoptera; Silphidae
Product: venom protease-like
Exons: 6
Coding region: 16-1038 (340 amino acids)
Biological process (GO): proteolysis
Molecular function (GO): serine-type endopeptidase activity
Source: RefSeq, a predicted model, not a curated record